UCUGUCUGUGCAGUGUUGAAAUCUCUUGAUGAAAGCCUCCUCUGUUCCAGUCUGAAGUGAUUUGUUUUGGUUACGAAAGUCUAUUUAAAUGGUGCAGAGGCCCAUUUAAUAGUUUUUUGCCCAUUGUUUUUGCUCAGAUGCAUUUUUUGAGUGCAGGCCCAUAUCUCAGAUUCUUGUAUAGAGAUGUAAACUGACUCAGAUGUUUUUUUCAGGGACAUCACUGUGAAUGCCGGCUGAAGAAAUCCUCCAUUCAACUCUGAGGAACCAGGAGAGGAGCUGAAAACAGAAGGCGAAUGAAAUGAUUUUGACCUUUGGAUCAGUUUUGGAAAGUGUCGUAAUCUAGGUUAUCAGAUCUGAAAUUUUUUUUAAGUGCUCCGUUUUCCCAACCAAUUUAUUUAUUUAUUUUGACAUUUUUUGCUUUUAUUAAUUAUUAUUUUAUAAUCUCACAUCUGCAAUCAUGGGAGCAGCAGGUUACGGAUAUUAUCGCACUGUUAUAUUCAUCUCCAUGUUUGUGGGAUACAUGCUUUACUACUUCAACCGAAAGACUUUUUCCUUUCUGAUGCCAUCAGUGAUGGAGGAGAUUGAGCUGGAUAAAGAAGAGCUUGGGCUGAUCACCAGCAGUCAAACUCUGGCCUACGCUAUCAGUAAGUUCAUCAGCGGAGUGCUUUCAGACCAGAUCAGCGCUCGCUGGCUCUUCUCCAUCGGCCUCUUCAUUGUUGGUUCCAUAAACAUUGCCUUCUCCUGCUCCUCCACGGUCAUGCUGUUCACCGUGCUUUGGUUCGUGAAUGGAUUCGGUCAGGGCUUCGGCUGGCCACCCUGUGGAAAGGUGCUCCGCAAGUGGUUUGAACCGUCUCAGUUUGGGACGUGGUGGGCCAUCCUGUGCUGCAGUAUGAAUCUGGCAGGUAGUGUAGGCCCCAUCAUCACUACAGUGCUGGUCCAGUAUUAUGACUGGAGGGUCAUCAUGUCUGUGUCUGGGCUGAUCUGCAUGGCCGUCGCUGUUGUUUGCCUUCUGAUGGUCAAAAACGAACCCAGUGACGUCGGGCUGCCCAGCAUUCAGCCUGGUGCUAAAAAGGGCAAGGGGAAGAAGGGAGGCCCUAAUGAUGAAAGCAGUCUGAAGGAUUUCCUGCUGUCUCCAUAUCUGUGGGUUCUGUCUGCGGGAUAUCUGGUUGUGUUUGGGGUAAAGAUUGCCUGCACUGACUGGGGUCAGCUGUUCCUCAUGCAGGAGAAAGGCCAGUCUGCCAUGAUGGGCAGCUCGUACAUGAGUGCGCUGGAAGUUGGUGGGUUUUUUGGCAGCAUUGGAGCUGGUUAUCUGUCUGACAGGGCUGUUGCUAGGCAAGGGCUGGGUGUUUAUGGUAAUCCUCGUCAUGGGCUGCUCCUGAUGAUGAUGGCAGGCAUGGCUGUCUCCAUGUAUCUCUUCCGGGUUACCAUCACACCAGAAACUCCAGAGGAAGCACCGCUUUGGGUUCUGGCUCUGCAUCCAGUUUCUGUCCUCACUGGUGUCUCGGAGAAAGAGCUUUGGAUUUUGAUUCUUGGUGCUGCAUUUGGAUUUUCCUCAUACGGACCAAUCGCCUUGUUUGGGGUGAUUGCAAGUGAAAGCGCCCCAUCCAACUUCUGCGGGACGUCCCACGCCAUUGUAGCUCUGAUGGCAAAUGUUGGUGCAUUCAUUGCCGGCCUGCCAUUCAGUACCAUUGCCAAACGCUACAGCUGGGACACGGCAUUCUGGGUAGCAGAGGUCUCCUGCGCCAUAACCACAGUUUGUUUCUUCUUCGUCCGUAACAUGCGCACAAAAAUGGGCCAUGUGCCUAAAAAGAUGGACUAAUCCUCUUAUUAAAUCCAAUCAGAGAGCCCUGCCAAUGUGAGAGCACUCGGACAGGACAUUUACAUACCAGUGUUACAUUAAAAUAUAUAUUUUUAUCACGCAUUUUGAUUAAUUUCAUCAUGAUAUUAAUAAUAAGCAAUAUCAGACAUUAUUUUGUAGAUAACAAAGCUUUUAUUUCUGUAAGAACGGAAAUGUUUACACACUUUUUGAGCACAGAAAGCUGUUUACUUUCUUAGUAUUUAUUAACAUGAAUUGUUUCACAUGAAUGUUGUUUGAUUCGCCACUUACUGUAUGUGAUUGUCCAGGGUUUAAGUUACAUUUCUAAAGCUUUGGUGCUGAAAUGAGCUUUUUUUUAACUGGAUUGUUCUUGUGCACUUGAAACAUCUGUCAUUUUGUCACCAGAAUAAGUGAUUUUGUUUAGUUUCAGCACAUGUAAUCAGUUCAAACAAAUCACACGAAACCAGCAGUAUACUAUAGGAUGUAUAAAAGUGUAAAAAUGUCGUAUAAAAGUUGAUUAUAUGUGCACUUAUUGUU
Danio aesculapii is the source of this 2353-nucleotide messenger RNA. RefSeq names its product solute carrier family 37 member 4b (gene slc37a4b). NCBI's taxonomy places the organism in Eukaryota, Metazoa, Chordata, Actinopteri, Cypriniformes, Danionidae. Gene Ontology annotation, cellular component: endoplasmic reticulum membrane. The transcript has 9 exons. The record is from RefSeq and is a predicted model, not a curated record. Bases 458 to 1819 code for a protein of 453 amino acids. Gene Ontology annotation, molecular function: glucose 6-phosphate:phosphate antiporter activity. Gene Ontology annotation, biological process: phosphate ion transmembrane transport; glucose-6-phosphate transport.